AUGCGAAAAAAAUUAUCUUUGCUAACUUUUUUAUUCAUAUUCAUCUUACUGAUAAAUAUACCUUCUUCACAAGGACAAACUAGCAGCAUAACAACAGCAUCAGCAACAUCAACAACAUCAACAACAUCAACAACAUCAACAACAUUGACAACGACAACAAUAUCAUCAGGGUCAACAACAACAAUAACAUCAACAACAGUAACAGCAAUGGCAUCAACAACAUCAACAACACUAACAGGGACAACAAUAUCAACAGCAUCAUCAACAUCAAUAAUGACAAUGACGACAACGUCAUCAACACCAAGCUGCUCAAACACUCUAUUGAUAGUGAAUAAAAGUUAG
This is a messenger RNA of Rotaria sp. Silwood1, 342 nucleotides long. NCBI's taxonomy places the organism in Eukaryota, Metazoa, Rotifera, Eurotatoria, Philodinida, Philodinidae. The record is from the annotation of a GenBank genome assembly.